Molecule: messenger RNA, 1809 nt
Organism: Hyaloscypha bicolor E
Lineage: Eukaryota; Fungi; Ascomycota; Leotiomycetes; Helotiales; Hyaloscyphaceae
Exons: 2
Coding region: 89-1675 (528 amino acids)
Source: RefSeq, a predicted model, not a curated record
UCUGAUAUGCUUCUAUCUAAUCAAUCUUAUUAUACUUUUUUGUCCUCCCACCCUCACCGAAUCCUCUGCUCUCAAAUAUUACAUCACAAUGGACCCCUACUCAGCGAGGAGACAUGCAUUAUACCAGCCUAGGGGCCCAGCCGGGUAUGAGUUUGACUACGGGACAAACCCAGACCCUCAGAAAAUACAGCAAAUCGAAGAGCCCAAGACGAGCUGGUAUGUAGGAGCGUUGGGGAUUGACUUCUCUGAAACCACCCAUGAGAGUCACGAUGGAAAUAUCCCCUUCCUUCCUGCCACUCAGCCAGCAAAGCGUAUUAGGAUAGAGUCGGACGACUCAUUGAUUCCCAUGGAAGUUCGGACAGAAGUCUUCGCAUUGCUUUCGGGAGCCUGUUUAAAUGAAUUUCUAGAGAUAAGAAAUUUUCUGCAAAGAUCAAAUCACACCCCAGCCUCUGGCAGAAGUGAAAUCGCUAUGAAUGGCUCCGGAAUGUAUUCUGCAGAAAACCCAGCGCCCAUACACCAGCAGUCCAAUUCUAGAUCCGUGUCAAUGCCACCUCAAUGCAAUCACUGGCCAGGCAGGACAGUUCCUUCUCAAAUUGGAAUGGACUCUAGCAUAUUUGGAUCUCGCCAUGAGUCAAUGCCACCAUCUGCUUUCCAUAGUGUUGGCCAGCUGGGUAUGGUAACUCCGGAUAGCAACAUCCAAACCGCGGGGCUGGAUUAUCUUUCAGAAGACUCGAUGAUGUUACCACUUGAGGGGACGGUCUCCAACAUACCUGCCGACGUAUUUUCUUUGUCAUCGAAUGCUCUCCCAUAUCCGGAUGAACCUUCCAGUACAGAACCCAUUCGCGACUUCUCUCGGCGCCGUGGUAUAUAUUGGGCUGGCCCCGAUGUUGACUCCAAGCGUGACUCGGCGAUGUCAAGAAGCUCCACUAGCUCCAUGUAUACUGAUCGGAGCAUUAGCAGUAAACAUUCCUCUACAUCUACACUCGCAAGCCAAGGCGCUGUUCUUUCCGGAAUGCCCAUGUCGAAGCCUCCAACUCUGUCUUCGGCGGCCAUUCAGUCCAUGGCCCAAUAUGUGGAUCUGUAUCCCCACCCCCCUCUACCAGUUCGCGCCGCUUCCACACAAUCCAAUCCUCAGAUACCUUGCGACUUUCCACCAUGCGCAGAAACUUUUGGCAGAAAGGCAGACCGAGACAGACAUCAUAGCCAAUUCCACGUUCCGGAGACCUUGUUCACUUGCCUUCUUGACACCUGCACCUCAGAAUGUGAGGACCCAUGCACAGAGAAAUUCCACAACUCGCCAUGUCGAAAGACAAGGGCCGAUAAGAUGAAGAGGCAUCUGGCAAAGAGCCACGGAAUCGACAUUAAGCAGAGUGAGAUACCAGAAUCUUGGCGAAGGUUCUAUUUGCAUAGUUCGAAUGGUUGGACUUGUGGCUUUUGCAAUGAAUUCUUGGGGACUUGGACUGGUAAUGAGGAUGUCAUCAACGGCCACUUCGAGAGUUGUAUGUUGCCGGAUACCAAAUCCACGGUGGAUACUCAAGAACAGGCGGAGCCGACGAAAGAGACUGACGUUGGGAGUGAGUUGAACAUUCCCCUCAAGCGGUUAAGCGUGCAGGAGAAACCGGAUCCCAACGAAAAGCAAAGUCUCUCUGGGAUACAAUUCAGCAACAAUUCUUGACCACGGAGACAUACCUCGGACUUUCUCAUUGUUCGGCGGAGUAAUGGAUUAUGACUUUCUUUCUAUAACCUAUAGAAACGUUGCUCGGGGGUCCUAAUUCGACCUUAUAAAAGUUUGUGUUCUUUCUUGCCCCU